GAUACAUCUGCGUAUCGCUGUUAGGCGCCGUCCGGCAAGUCUUGUUUACGGAUAUACCUCAUCCCAGGGAUCAGAAAAAGAAGGCAGAGAAAGGGAUGUUGACUUGUCCCUCUGACUCGCUCCCUCACAUAGUUUGUCCAAUGGAUGGAGAUGCUAUUCCCCCAAUCCCUUUCUGUAGUGCACCUUCCCACAGUGAUCCUCCACCACCUCUCCUCCCCCUUCCCUCCAUCACUCCCAGCCACACAAAUGAUGGGAUACCUGAACAGAGAAGAAGUGGUUGCAUCCAAGGGAUCAGAGCACACACUGAGAAUAACACAGACGGUGAUUCAGUACAGGAGCCUUCUAAACAGAAUCCAACCCCCACCCAUCAAAGGGAGGGUGAAAGCAUGGUGUCACCGUCCAAGCAGCUGAGAGUUGAAAGCACAAAAGUGCAUGUAAAGCAAAAUGAGGAUGGCUUCCGUUGUAGCUACACUGCAGAACACACAAACAACCAAACGGAUCAGGAAAGCCAUGAUGCUACAGAGGAUGUAGUGGAGCACUGUGCCUUCAAUGCCGCACAGCAUCACACCGAUAUGAUUAAAUGCGACAUGGAUACAAGUCAGGGAUUGGACAUGCUGCUGGAAAAUGCAUCUGCCCAGAAGGGGUGGGUGAUUGGCCCAUUGUUUCAGUCUUUCAAGUCGAAGAUGGCUAGUUUCACUGAGAUUGUCAUGAGUCCUUUUAAAGCCAGUAGUCCUCCACCAUCAAUGGAGCAUCCACAGAACUUCAGCGAGUGUGAGCUACCCACUGAUGGACCAUCUGAAAUGGGUGACUUGGAGCCAGGUGGAAGAAAUGAGUCCAGUGAAAUGGGGCCUGAAACAAAACAGCAGAGCCUCAGUGAUAUGGAAAAUACACCGAAAACACAAACUGUUGACAUUAAGUGUUUGAAAAAGUUGUCUUUUGGCGAGGAGUCAACACCGAGCUUAGAGAAGACAGACGAAUGUGGAAAAAUGUUUAAGGAAGCAAACUGUCAUGAUUCUGUGCCUUUGCAACACAGUCCCAUUCUUUGCUUUCCUACUGAGACUCUUGCAGAAUCUGUUGAACCUGUCAUUGGCUCCUCUGUUCUGUUCCAGGCCUCUGUUGAUUUCAGUACAUCUCAUAAGUCAAAGUUGGUAUCCACUGUUGAUAAGGACAAGCAGACUGCCCCACUCAAACCACUGUCUAGAAAACGCAUGGGAAACAGUUCAGAAUCCAAACCUCUUGCACCUGAAUUCAAAAAGGAGAAGUCUGACCUAGAGGCCAAUAACUGUAGUGGUAUUAAUAAAACUGUGCCAUUAUCCGCUACAGGCUGUGACACUCAGCCUGGCAUGGAAUGUCUCCAGACGGAUGGUGAUGAGGGAAUGCAAGUGCAAAACUCCCACUUGGUUCGACAGAGCCUCCGCAUUAGUGCAAACCGUCUUAAUGGAAGGACGGUGAAGUGUGGUAAAGAUCUUCAGGUGGUGGAAUAUUUAGCUUCUGGUUCUGGACGAGCAAAGAGAGGACUGAGACUGCCCCGCCAUGCUACAGGGAAUAUAUGUACAAAUGAUGCAAUGACGCAAGAGUUGAUGAAUGUAGCUACAGGUAUUGACCUAACGAGGGAGCCAUCGAGAAGGGAAGCUGUGUCAUCAAGGACUGUUCUAGAAACAGAAAACCCCCUGAAGCCUGCCACUAAACGAAGGGCUCACUCAACAAGGACAAGGAAAGACAGAGGUGGACAAGAAAUGCUGCCCACAGUGAUUGGAGCAGUGUUAAAGACAGAGACUCAAACGUCAGAGGCCCGUUUUGUGUGUUCACUGGAUAAAAGCAGUGACGUGUCGGGAAACCUCCAAAAUGUCUUCAGCAGCAUCAACAGCAAUCCCACUGUUUUAGGCAGAAGAUUGAAGAUAAGAGCAGAUCUAGUUGAACCUGACCUAAGUAUUGAUGAUGGUAUGGAUCUGGAAACCACUGUAGCAAUCACUUCUGCGAAAGAGGGGGAGCAGCUUUCAUCAGAGGCUUUCAUCCGUCCCGACACAGAACGGCUGCAGAGCAAACGUAGGAAUCCUGAUAAAAAACCACUCAGACGGAGGUCCCCAGUCCAGACAAGUUCAGGCACAGAGUCUGAUCUGGUUUUUACCUCCUCUGCAGAGCCAUCGGAGCUCAUGGCCAUGGAUUUGAACGUUUCUCUGCCUGUUCAGCGAGAGAAGAAGGUGAAAAUGGGGUUGAACAGGCCACCCAAGAGAAAGAAAGGCCUCAAAGACUCUCUUCAAUCUUCUGAAUCUAUUGGGGGUCAAGAGAAAAAGCACCGUAUGGACAAUGUGCCAACCAAAAAAAGGCAGGCCCGCGAAGAUGGAAGUAAAACCUCAAGGAACCCUGUAUAUUUAGAAAUGACAUCCGCUCCCUCAUACUCUCAACCUCCCUCCAGCUGCCCUGCACUGUUAAAUAAUGACAUUAAAGUACAUGAGACAGAGAAGAGACCGGCUUCUUUUCUACAGGAGGUAGUUCCCACCGAGACUGGUGCCUCCAAGCUAAACUCGACUCCGAGGAAUGUUAACGUUAGGCCGAGGAGAGCGGACAGGCAACGGGGCAAAGCCGCAGUGUUGCACAGCAGGACACGUAAAGCCGCAGAGACGCCCACCUCCGUCACCAUGGAGGAUGCAGAUCUGCCCAGAAGCCCACCAGAGGGCGGCGCGGCCAGGCGUCUGUUACGCAGCUACUCCUGCCCAGAGAUCCCCUCCUUCCGCUCCCACGAGACGCCGCCGCACCCCUGCAGGACCCCCACGUCGCACCAUCGCCUGUCUCCACUCACUCCCCACGUGCCUCACCCACGCAAGUCUGCGCCGCGAGCUCGUCGCCACACUGUGUGCAGCAUUGAGGUGGAGCGAGAGAUCGCCCCCCUGUGUCUGCGUAAGGAGGUGUACCCGUCCAGGAGGUCUGCCCCGUACGACUUCGUCCCCCAGCACCUGUCCCCCACCGUUGUGCUUUCCUACAACACUACCCUGUCGGCGCUCGCCUCGUGUUUCCUGUCAAGCUCCCUGGCUUUUCUUUCCAAGAAGGUGGACGGCAGAUGUUCUGCUGCAAGCCCCAGCACUUUCUCCUCGUCCAGAUCCCCAGGAUUUUUUCAUAAUGCUGGCUCCCCUCAUGCCACCGUGGACCCCAGUAGCAGCACCACUUCUUUGGAGUGUGAGCCUCAGUCAAGACACAAAUGCGAGGUGGAGUAUGCUGAAGACACAAGUUGCUCCAGUCAGGAGUAUGAGGAUGUUGGCUUGAGAGAGGAAAAGGCUCUCUCUGAUUCUGAAAUUAAGGUGGUGCAAAAGCAUGAGGAAAAAGGGAAGGUGUCAUCUAUCAGAAUUCGGAAAACUUUACCCAAACCCCAGAAUAACCUGACUCCCAUGGGCCUGCCUAAACCCGUCAGAUUGAAAAAGAAGGACUUUAGUCUGGAGGAAAUCUACACAAAUAAAAAUUUCAGCAAACCCCCUGAAAGCCGGCUAGAGACCAUAUUUGAAGUGCCGCUCAGUCGCCGGAACGGAUCAGAGUCCAUGUUUGGCCAAAGACGUGUCAAGCGGUUCCUGGAGUUCCUGGAGGCUGGCGAGGUCAGAAAGUCCAAGAAGCCUCUUGUUGGUGUGGGAAAGCCAGCUGGUUCGUCCUCCAGGACGAGAAGGGGCGGCUUCUCUAAAGACGAACCGCCCCUUAGUGCACAGGACGUGGACUCGCUGCUUUGUGCCAAGCUGCAUGAGCUGAAUCUGUGGUUGAUAACAGAUCAGGGCAGUUGACAGAUCAGCAUACAUUAGCAUUAAAUACUGCAACGCUGUUUAUACAACUGUAUGAAAAUCGACAUUCAGCUUUGUUCGUGUCAGCACAGACUGUAUAAAACUGAAGACUUAGCUUUAUAGCAUUUGUAAGCUGAAGACAACGAAGCACCAUGAACAUGUUUUAUCAGAGAAGUCGCCUAUGAACACAGAUAUUAAAUGCUUUAAACAGCACAGGAAGUGGCUUUAAUAUUACAGCAUUCAAACCUCUGCCAUCCGUCCGUUUUUCUCUUCAAUGGUUCUCCUGAAACACAAGUUAACGUCCUUAAAUUGAAUACAUGGACCAUAUUAGUGUCUUAUGCGUUAGAUUUGUUACAGAUCUGCAGCCAAGACAGUUUUUAUACAAUUACUGUUUAUAUUCAAAAUCCAUUGUCCUUCUCUUCUGUUUUGAUAGAAGUGGUGAAUCAGACAUAAAUACUGGUGCAGCAUCAGAUUCUGAAGGCAGCUAUUUCUCAUUAACUGCUGAUUCAUACUUAUGCCAAUAUGCCAAUAUGAGAUUUGUGUUUUGACCAGUCUCACAGCCAAGUAUCAGUCUAGGGUUUUACCGUCCAGUGUGUCAUCACAAAUCAUUCUCUGCAGCUCAGGAAAGCUUUAUCAUUGAAGGCUUUUGAAACACUGAAACAUGAUGGCGCUCCAUUUCUAUUUAAGUGUUCAGAAUUUACUACUACUUACAAUCAGUGUAGUUCAGUACAAAUUGUUUUGUGUUGAUUAUAUUUGUCUUUACAAAUGCAACUUUUUAAUAAACUUUGUUUUUUUUUUACUUUAAAUUGUAAUGAGGUUGCCUUAACUGUGCGAUUUUAGUCUGUCACAUGAGUUCAUGUCAAAAUGCAUCAAACGAAUCACAGCACAAAGGUUUAGUCAUUUUAUUAUGAAAGUGUGUAUACAUUUGUAUAAAAGUACAUAUUGAUAGAUUUGACGUUAAUAAAGCCAAUGUGGUAACAAAGGAGCGAUGCCCACACACUGCUGGCACACGAGCAGGUAGUCGUUAUUAUUCAGGUGAAGCACAGACCCUGCUAUAUAUUAGCGCAUAUAUAUGUAUAUUUGAUUAUAUUGAUGCAUUAGUCUGAAGGACUGGGUCUCUAUGGCCAAGUGACAAUUCUGUCUGUAGUUACAAACCAUACGUAGGUAAUGCUGGUUAUUUAGAUUGGAAUUGUCUGUAUGUUGUUAAAUAAACUGCAUAAAAACAUAAAA
Molecule: messenger RNA, 4991 nt
Organism: Betta splendens (Siamese fighting fish)
Lineage: Eukaryota; Metazoa; Chordata; Actinopteri; Anabantiformes; Osphronemidae
Gene: prr14
Product: proline rich 14
Exons: 11
Coding region: 96-3764 (1222 amino acids)
Source: RefSeq, a predicted model, not a curated record